AUGGCCAAAACGAGGUGGUUCUUAACAAGUGUGCUGUCAUCGAUUGUGUCCGGCCAAUUUACUCCCGUCGAGAUCGCCAUGGGGUUUCUGCUACUUGGUGAGGUGGAUGGUGCUAGGGUCUUCCCGCUGAGGUCCCUCAUCAAGGGUAGAAGGGUUGUAAAACACAAGGGUUUGGAGACGAGAAGGAUGGCUGGAGCUCAAGCCCCAGACUUGCCUGCGGUUUCAUUGAAGAAGAGUCUCCCUAACGGGAUGACAAAUCAUGCUAUGAUCAGCACUUUCUCUACUUCUUCCAGUGCAUUUUCUGAUGUUCGGGUUGUUUGUUGCAAUGGCAAUAGGGAUGGUGGUAUGGAUGCGGGCAUGGGGAAAAUGGAUGAUGCAGAGGGUGCUUCUCUCUGUAAAUUUCAAACUGCAAAACUGAGGCAGGAUUCUGGUGAGUUUGGCUCAUUUUUUGUGUGUAUCAGGUGCAUGAAGGAUCACCCUUCUGAAAGUGGCACAGGAGCUCUGACAUCCCUGAAAGCAGUUUCCAUCCAUGGUUUAAAUAAGAAAAAGUUUCUGAUCUUGGAUUCAGAGGGAUAUUUACAUCUCAUUGAUCUUCAUAGCACCAUUACAUCAUUAGAAGCAAAUGUUAAAUUUACCAUGAACCCAAAAAGAUACGUGAUGUAA
Molecule: messenger RNA, 663 nt
Organism: Dioscorea cayenensis subsp. rotundata (Guinea yam)
Lineage: Eukaryota; Viridiplantae; Streptophyta; Magnoliopsida; Dioscoreales; Dioscoreaceae
Exons: 2
Coding region: 1-663 (220 amino acids)
Source: RefSeq, a predicted model, not a curated record